CUUGAUCCGGUCCAAAUAGAAAAUCAGUCCAAGAUGUGGAAUAACCUAACCCUACCUCCGCUUAUAUUUACACCGUUUCUCUUCGGCGUGCCAAAUUAUCCGAUCUUCUGUCUCUGCCGCUCAUAUCCUGACGCUCGUACGGUAUAUUGCUCUCUCCGUUUCCAUCUCCAUUCUCCUCCCCCUUAGCUGCUCGGUAUAUUGCUCUCUGAAAGUUCUGUUUUUUCAUUUAUGUUUAUUGUCAACUAACCCGUGCAACACCCGUCCACAAAGUAACUCAUCAAUUGAUUAAUAUACGAAUACGUAUUCAUACUUUGAAUACUAUGUUUUGUGCACCUCGGUAGGCACUGUAAAAAAAUUUGAAAUAGAAGAAGUGUAUUUUUGUUUAGAGGUGUAUAAGAUCAAUCUCCUGAAAUAGAAACUACGUUAUGAUAUUUUUUAAUCAUUUGAGACCGUUAUGACAUUUUUUGUGUUUAUAUGUGAAUGAUAUUCCGCCUAUGAAUUACUUUUAAGUGUGAAAUCCCUAUUUAACACUUCUGAAGGCAUUCUAGAAUAGAAUUUGUGUUCUUAUAAAUAAAGUAUUACAGAAUAAAUAAUAACAAUUGCAAAGAUCGUUGCAGAUAAUGUUAUAAACUACAAUUGAGGGUGUUUAACAAAGACUUUGUAGGCGUGAAGCAAGUUUUUUUUUAUUUAUAAAUACGUAGCAAUUAGAAGCCCUUCUUUUCAAAUCCUCAAAUUGUCCAUUAGCAGCAUCAUCCAAAUAAGGCUGAAUAGCAAUGAACCUACGCCAUUUCCUCAAGGUAGUUUCUGAAAUCCUCGUUCUAGUUGUAAACGAAUUUUAAAAUUCAGUACAAAAAAGGGCAGAUCAUUUGCAGGUUUUCUGUGUUGUUUAUGUUGUAAAUGAAUGUACAAGGCAACAAAAGUUAUGACAUGGGGAUUUAUGCAUUAGAAGAAGUAGAUGAAUUUGGAACUUGACAUGAUAAGAAUACCUCUUCACUCGAGCAUGCAGACAAGGAUGGAAAGAGGUGGGAACAGGUCCAACUCUUUCUUUUGAAAUAAAAUGUAAUAAUCUUCAUGGAUGGACAAGGCGGUUGUUGGCGGUUGAUGCUUGUUGGCGGUUGAUGCUGGUUUGAUAACCGCUGAGGUAUAUUGAAAAGGCGCUUGCAAGCAAAGAGGCUGGUGAACAACGAUGUUGAUUGAACUGUUAAAGUUUAACGGAAAAUGGACUAUCUAAUUAAGUUUGGCCUUUCAUUGUAUAAGCAGAGAUGUUUAAGUUUAACUGAAAAAGGACCAUCUAAUUAAGUUUAGCGUUUAUACUCUCCUUUCCUUUAAGAAAACUUUGACAAGUUGGACCAAUAAACUUAAGAAUUGUGUGUUUGUGUUUUGUGCAAAAAUGUGUGUUUGUGUUUGUGCAAAAAUGCGUGUUUGUAUUUUGUGCAAAGUGAAAAACUAACAAUAUUCACAAAUUAAUUGAUUAACUGAUUAAAAGUGAAAGUCACAAAGUUUUUGGAAGACCCAAAAAGGAAAAAAUUCAAAGUUUUAAGGGAAGGAAGAAGCAUUCAAGCAUAUAAUCUAGAUUAUGCCAUAAAUUUCACUGUUCUUAUCUUUACUGGUACUUGGACUCAUCACAUAUAAAUGCUAAUAAAAUUGCUUUGAGCGUCUGUGUUUCUAAAUGGAGUCCUCUCUUCUAUUUGCCUACAGGUUAUCACUUUGUUAUUUCAGAAAUGGCAGUCACAUUCCACAACCUUAGUUCAGAUUCUGGCCUCCAGAAGCUUGAUGAGUACCUUUUGACUCGUAGUUAUGUCACUGGGUAUCAAGCAUCCAAAGAUGACAUUGUGGUGUUUUCGUCCUUGUCCAAGCCCCCAUCUCCACAACUAGUAAAUGUUUCUCGGUGGUACAACCACAUUGACGCACUCUUGCGAAUUUCUGGUGUAACUGGAGAAGGUUGUGGUGUUAUUAUAGAAGGUUCUGCACCUGUCACUGAGUGUGUGGCAACACCACCUGCAUCUGACCCGAAGGCUGCAUCUGCUGAGGAUGAUGAUGAUGAUGAUGUUGACUUGUUUGGAGAGGAGACUGAAGAGGAAAAGAAGGCUGCUGAAGAACGUUCUGCAGCUGUUAAGGCCUCUAUUAAAAAGAAAGAAUCUGGAAAGUCCUCGAUUCUUUUGGAUGUUAAACCAUGGGAUGAUGAGACUGAUAUGAAAAAGCUUGAAGAAGCUGUUAAAAGUGUUUCAUUGGAAGGAUUAUCUUGGGGUGCAUGCAAACUUGUUCCAGUUGGGUAUGGAAUUAAGAAACUGCAAAUCAUGCUCACGGUUGUUGAUGACCUUGUUUCUGUUGAUGAUCUUGUGGAGAAUUAUCUCACUGUUGAACCUAUCAAUGAAUAUGUUCAGAGCUGCGAUAUUGUGGCUUUCAACAAAAUAUGAUUUUUUUGCAUUUUGGGUGCUGAGGGAAUGCGAAGUAUAUGCUGCCUGCCAAGUACUGCUUCAAUAUUAUGUGGUUUUUUUGGAUGCAAUUUUUUUUGUUGAGACUCGUUGUGGUCUUUUGACUUCUGGUUACUGUUCCAUAAUUGAUGUGGAACUUAAACUUGAGUCUAAUUUAUUGGUAAUAUGCCUGCUUUUUACUUUACUGAAGAUUUUAGAAUGUUCAAUUAGCUGCCACCGCCCUUGUGUUAGUGCCCAUCUUCUAUUGGAUUGAUUGUGCUUAAGUAGACUGAUUAAGUUUGAUAAACUCUAAUCUAUCUAGUCUGGUUUGUUACUUCACUGGAAGUUUGGAACCCAAAAUGUUCCAAUGAUGAUUAUAAUAAAAACCCAACAACUCAACAAUUGGACUUCACCUGGAACCCAAAAUGUUCCAAUGAUGAUUAUAGUCAAAACCUAACAACUCAACAGUCAGAUUCGCCGAACACUUGCAGAUUAUACAUGCUAAAUGUUAUUGUGCAAGAAUUUCACUCAAGCUAAAUGUUUAACAAGGAUUCGUGUCAUUCAAAUUCGUGUUUGCUUUUGUCCAUAGUGAUAGUGUAUGAUUAAUGAAGGGAAAAUGAAAACUAGUCUCAUAUACUCAUAAUUCAGGAAUAAUUUUACCUUUGCUACUUUUCAUUUUUCAUCGGACCGGUUGAGGACAUGCAAUUUUAGGUUAUUUCCUUUUUUUUGUAAAACAUUAAAUCAUAAAUUUUACUUUUCACAAAUCUUAUCCGAGUGUUCCAAUGUAUGAUUUUUCUUUUUCUUCCAAAAAAAUUUCUCUGUUCUUUAUCAUCUCAAUGCUAUUAUACUUUUUCUUCUUUUUCAUUUUCAUUUAUUUACCUUGUUUUAUUUUGAUAGAUUUUUCUUAUAUCUUCUUUGCCUUCAUAUUGUUAUAUUUCCUAUUAUGUUUUCAUAUUCUCUGCAGCCUAUUUGUAUUUGUUCUUUAAAAUUUUUAGAAAAGAGAAAAAUAUAGGGGAAAUUCCUCAAAUAUUGCAAGAAUUUGUGGAUACCUUUAAAAUUCUCUAAACAUGAAUACCUUUCGGAUUCUACCAUUGUACUGUUUCAUUACAAUUCAUAUUCCAUUAUUAAUUAAAACACAAAAAAACACAAAAGUAAUAACAUAAUUUUAUUUAUAAUAAAAAUGAAAAAAAUAAAAAAUGAAAAUAAAUAUUAAAUAGAAUUAAUAAAAAUAAAAAAAUUGAAAAACAAAAAUAAGAAAAUUUAAAAAUAAAAAAACAUGAAAACAAAAACACGUGUCAUGUGAACAAUAUCAUCAGAAAAAGUGUCAACAUGUGUCUGUCUGAAAUGCUAUUCUAACGACAACUUUCGAGAAAAGUUUGGCAUUUUCAAAGAUUAAAAAUAUCAUCUUCAUAAUUUAUUCAGAGAAAAAGUGAUAGUUUUUUGCACAAAAUAACACUUUUUUGUCGAUCGGAGUUGGCAUUGCUGGGAGGUAGCCAUGACUCCGAUAAAGGCCUCCUACAUAUCUAUUUUUAUUAUUUUUUAUAAAUUUUUUAUUUUGGAAGUGUUUUUAAAUUCUUUUGAAUUUUAUAUAUUUUGUACGAUGUUUUUAUAAAUUUUUUUAUUCGUUAUUUUAUUAUAAUGUACUCCCUCCGUCCCCCAAUUAAGUUUUCAGUUUGAUUUCACACAUAUUAAGAAAUUAAAUUUGACUUUACUGUGGAGUGCACUGUUUUGCACUGUUCAAACAAUGUUUGGACACAGUUUGACAUUGUUUUGCACUGUUUGACACUGUUUUGAUGUAGAUAAUUUGUCAAAUAAGGAAAGUGAGGAAGUGUGAACUUAAUUUAGGGACUGCCCAAAAAGGAAAAUGAUAACUUAAUUGCGGGACAGAGGGAGUAAUAGAAUAUGAUCAACCUAUUAAGUUAUAGUAAGGGUAGAAUAGAAAGACAAAAUAUACUUUUGUCCUAUUUUGGGAAAAUAAAUAACAUUUUUCUAUUUGUGCAUUUAGAGAGAAAAAUGAUAAAAAUAAAAAGAGAACUUUUAGCGAGAAAAAAGAAAAAUUAUGUAGUAUGUGGGACCACUUGGAGAAGAUAUGUGAAAGGUGGGAUUUAUGAUUUAAUGUUUUGUAAAGAAGAGUAAAUAAUCUGAAAUAGCAGGUCAUGAACAUGUCAAGGAUUGAUGAAAGAAGAGAGGGUGCAAAUGUGAGAUUAUUCCUGAAUUACGAUUAAGUCGGAUUAUUGUAAGAAGACCGCUAAAGGUGAGAUUAUUAGUUUUCAUUUUCCCAUUAAUGAAUCCAUUUGGAGAUUUUGACUAUUAGGGUAUGUUUGGGAAUUGGGAGUUUAGGAUCGACCAUUCCUUUCUUGUUCGAAAGUUUAACAAAUUAGAGAGGUUUUGAAUGGAUUUCUUAACUCUUCAAAUAUUUAAUUUUUUUUAGUUCCACUAAUGUAGAAGGUUUUUGAAGGAUAACAAAUUAAAUGAAUGCAAGUUUAACUAUUUGAAUUCAAUGUUCAACUUCCAAAUUAUAACAUUUAAUAUAAUUUUUGUGAACCUCCCUUUAAAACCA
Molecule: messenger RNA, 4974 nt
Organism: Cuscuta europaea
Lineage: Eukaryota; Viridiplantae; Streptophyta; Magnoliopsida; Solanales; Convolvulaceae
Source: the annotation of a GenBank genome assembly